Messenger RNA from Paramecium sonneborni, 1659 nucleotides. The record is from the annotation of a GenBank genome assembly. NCBI's taxonomy places the organism in Eukaryota, Ciliophora, Oligohymenophorea, Peniculida, Parameciidae.
AUUAAUUAUUAUUUAUAUAAAUGCUAAUACUAUUCUUAGCAUAGUUGUUAUAGGCUCAGCACAUAAUUUUUUAAGAUGAUUUUACAGGUGGUUCAAUUAGUUCAACUUUAUGGAAGUAAUCUGAUGUUGCCACUAUAGUUCCUUGUCCAGGAACAACAAAUGAUUAUUGUGCGAAUAUAGUAAAAAAAACUGUUGCAGGUGGAAUCAUAUCUGUACCAUUUUAAAUUGAAAUGGAAUAAGAUGUAACAGUAGAAUUUAAAUAUUUAACAAAAUCUACCACUAAUAGAGGAGUUCAAUCUGGACUAUUUGUGGGAUAUACUGAUGAGUAAUAAAACGGAUAUUGUUGGUUUGCUUCAGGGUAUUCAUAUGCAAGUACUUUUUAUAAACAAAAUGCUAACUAUACGCAUCCUGCUUAUUUAUGUCCAAAUGAUGAAUCUGUUUUAAUAUAAGAUCUUCUUAAUGACUGGAAAACUGUAAUUUUUAUUUUAUUUAUUUUUAGAUUAAAUAUACAAUUCCAUCAGCUACUUUAAAAGCUAAGAACUAAUCUUAAUUAUCCUUAGUAUUUUAGGAUUUCCUCAAUGAAAACAUAGAAGGAGCAUAUUAUAUAACCAAAAUACUAGUAUAUUAUAAUAAGAAUUGCACAGCUAGAUGUAGUCAAUGCACAACUUUUUAUGAUUGUACUAAUUGUACAGAACCAUAUAGAUGGUUAGAAGGUGUUUGUUAUAAUGUUGAUUGUGGAAAUAGUUUAGAAUAAUCAAUCCCAUAUGGUACAGAUUCUUUAGUAGAGAGUAUAACUGCUACUACAUAUUCGGCUACUAUUAAAAUACCGAAUUAUGAUUUUAAAGGAUGUUGGCCAGCUUAGUGGGUAACAAUAGGUUAGGAUGAUGGUAAAUUUACAGAAUUACAGUUCUGGCAUGAUACACCAUCUACUGCUAAACUGGUUAUAGAUUAAUAGAAUAUGACAGGUGCUAAUUGUCAUUAAAGAGAUAAUCCAUAAAUUUAUGAUUGCUCAUUCCAUUUUAAUGUACAUUUUAAUGAAUAAAUUAUGUAUGAAAGAAAUUGGACAGCUACUAUUGAUUAUUCUAAGUCCUCUAUAUUAAGUUUGUAAGUCCCUCCUAAGACUUUGAAUCCACCAUCAUUAGCCAUCCCUAUUGAGUUGGCACUUGAUUAUUGCGACAAUAUAAAUGAUUGUUAAUGGACUUAAGAUAAGAUAACUUUAAUUCUGAAUUAAAGAUUCAAAGUUAGGUUGAAUAUUACGGAUUCAAAUCUUAAGAAUUGGAAAUUGGAAAAAGGAGCUGUUAAAUUAUAGGGAUAAGGAACUUUAGUUAAUUUACCUAUUGAAGAACCUGUUAUUAUUGGUGAAGGUUAUAUUAUUUACACAGUCAGACUGGCAAUUAAAGGAGAAAAGGGUAAUGGAUUUGCUGUUACUGCUAAAAUAACAAAUCCAAAUGCAGCCAGUAACAGAAGGGUUCUUAUUGAAGGUGCUACUAAUGCUAAUACUAAAUUAGCAAUAGGUAAUUUAAAUGGUACAAAGAUUACAUUCAAAACAAGAAAACUUUUAGAAGAAGAUAAUCCCGAAUUUUCUUCAUUAAUAUGGGUACCAUUAUUACUUUUUGCAAUGUUCGGAUUUUGAUAUUGCAUACAGGCAUUAAAACAAAU